UACAACGCAAUAAAAAAAAUAAAAAUAAAAAAUAAAAAAUCAGUGUCUCAAGUCACCACUUCGAGACUCACAUUUUCCAUCACGUAACAAUCAGAUCUCACUCGCAGCAAAAAAGAGAGAGAGAGAGAGAGAGAGAGAGAGAGAGAGAGGCGCAAACACAACCGAUUCGUCUUGAAAUGGAACUGUUACCGUUUGAUCUCGGAGACUUGAGUUGAGAUGCAGCCGAAUUUGUUCCCCUUUGGAAGCGUUCUUGGUAAUCCGUUUAUUUUCAAUGGUGAUUUGAGUGAGGGAGGACUCGAGAGCUCUAGGGUUUUCUUGCUCCCUUUCUUCUUGCUCUCCCAGGGAGGAGCAAUGGAUUUGUCCAAGGUCGGUGAAAAGAUCUUGAGCUCUGUUAGGUCCGCGAGAUCGCUCGGAUUGCUCCCUCCCGUUUCUGAUCGCCCCGAGGUUCCAGCUCGAGCUGCUGCUGCAGCUGCUGUAGCUCGUGCUCUUGCAGGAUUACCUCCUCAUCAGAGGUAUAGUCUUUCAUCAAGUUCUGAAGAACUGAGUUCCAUAUAUGGGAGCAGACCUCAUGGCCAAGUAGUGGAGGAACUAGAGGAUGAAUACUAUGAGGAGGACUUUGAUCCAAUUAGGCAUGUUUUAGAGCAUGUUCCAGCUGAGGAAAGUGAGCUGACAUUUUUUGAAAAACAGGCUGCCCUUAGAUUGGCUCAACUGGAUAGAGUAGCAGAGCGUUUAUCUCGCCAUGUUAUGGAGCAUCAUGAAGUAAUGGUGAAGGGGAUGAAUUUGGUCAGAGAAUUGGAAAAAGACUUGAGAAUUGCAAAUGUCAUCUGCAUGAAUGGAAGAAGACACUUAACAUCAUCUAUGAAUGAGGUUUCAAGGGAUCUGGUUGUGAAUUCUUUUAAAAAAAAGAAACAAGCUCUUCUGGACAUGCUUCCAAUCCUGACUGAACUUCGACGUGCAUUGGACAUGCAAUCAACACUUGAAUCCCUUGUAGAGGAAGGGAAUUAUUGGAAGGCAUUUCAAGUCCUAUCUGAAUAUUUGCAACUCCUAGAUAGUUUGUCGGACCUUUCAGUAAUACAAGAGAUGAGUCGUGGUGUGGAGGUUUGGCUGGGAAGAACCUUACAGAAGCUGGAUGCUCUUUUAUUGGGAGUAUGUCAGGAAUUCAAGGAAGAUGGCUAUAUAACAGUAAUUGAUGCGUAUGCAUUAAUAGGGGAUACCACUGGUCUUGCUGAAAAGAUACAGAGUUUCUUCAUGCAAGAAGUUAUAUCAGAAACACACUCUGUGUUAAAGGCAAUUGUGCAUGAGGAUGAGGAGGGACUUCCGCAAAAUAGUAGGCUUACUUACAGCGAUCUAUGCCUUCAAAUACCUGAUUCUAAGUUUAGGCUGUGCUUAUUAAGAACGUUGGCUGUUCUAUUUGACCUUAUGUGUUCAUACCAUGAAAUUAUGGAUUUUCAGCUAGAGAGAAAGGACUCAGCAGCACAAACUUCAAAUAAGUACUAUGAAGAAAUUUCAUGUAGUCCCAGUGAGGCUCGAGAGUCCAGAUCUGGAGAUAUAAUACCCAGCUCAUCUUCUAGGGAGGAACCUGCAACAAUUAGCUCAACAACUGAAACUACCAGAACUACUGGUUCAUCAUACAGUGAUUCUCCUGAUCCAGUUAAUGAGGCCAGAAAGGAAGACAAUGCAGCAUCAAACAUUGAAUCCCCAUGGUACCAUCUUCGCAAAGAAGCUACAGCAUUGGUUUCACAGACCCUUCAAAGAGGACGCAAGAAUCUGUGGCAUCUCACUGCAAGUCGUGUGUCAGUAUUGCUUUCUUCGGCUGCGGCUUGUUCUGCAAGCAUUCAUCAAUUCUUGAAAAAUUAUGAAGAUCUCAGUGUCUUCAUUUUGGCUGGGGAAGCCUUUUGUGGAAUUGAAGCAGUUGAAUUGAGGCAGAAAUGGAAGGUUGUUUGUGAAAAUUAUUUCGUAGCUUUUCACCGACAAAAUGUGCAUGCACUAAAAAUGGUUUUGGAGAAAGAGACUUGGUUGAAAUUACCUCCAGAUACAGUACAAAUUAUCAGUUUUGCUGGACUUAUUGGUGAUGGAGCACCGUUGAUUUCUUUGUCUAGCGGUAAAUCAAUUAAUGUCAGCGCAAUCCAUUCUGAUAAAUCAGGGAACAUGCUUCACACCAGUGCUAGGAGGAAUGGGUUCUCUCAUUGGAUUAAAAGUGGAAACCCUUUUUUGCAAAAAUUAUCAACCUCCAAAGAAGGUCAUGGUUACUCCCAACCUAAUGGAUCAAUUUAUGCUGAAUCGGAUGGAGGUUCAACCAACAACUUUCAGGAUGAUAAAGCCUCACCUAGAAAGAAUGAUUCUGAUCAAAUGAAUGGUGCCAAUUCUGUUUCAGAAGAUGAAAAUGAGGAUCUUCUUGCUGACUUUAUUGAUGAAGACAGUCAACUGCCAAGUCGAAGUUCUAAACCCCAUAUUUCAAGAAUUAACUCUUCACAUUGUAAUGAUGAAGAGAAUACAACACAUACCGGAUCUUCUCUAUGUCUUUUAAGGUCUAUGGAUAAAUAUGCAAGGCUUAUGCAGAAAUUAGAAGUAGUAAAUGUUGAGUUCUUUAAGGGAAUAUGCCAGUUGUUUGAAUUUUUUUUCUAUUUUAUAUAUGAAACAUUUGGUCAGCAAAACACAAGUUCAAGUGGGAAAAGCUCAACUAAUUCUCUUAAUUAUCGCUUGAGGACAGCCUUAUCCAGAAUAAACCAAGAAUGUGAAGAGUGGAUGAAGUCCCAGAUGUCUUCACCAACAGCUUUGAGUUCAUCAUUCGUACAUGCAGAGUUGACACCUACGAACCCUCCCAAUACGAAUUUUGGCCACUCCUCAGGGACUUCUUUGGGUCUCAAGGAAAGAUGUGUGGCUGUUGACACCAUAUCUCUUGUCGCUCGAAUACUGAAUAGAUCCAAAUCUCAUCUUCAAUCAAUGCUCUUGCAAAGUAAUUCAACUGUACUCGAGGAUUUCUAUGUGCAUCUGGUAGAUGCUGUACCAGAUCUUACACAGAAUGUUCAUCAGACAACAGUAAGACUACUGCUGCACAUUAAUGGGUAUGUUGAACGUGUUGCGAAUUGUAAAUGGGAAGUAAAAGAGCUUGGGAUGGAGCAUAAUGGGUAUAUUGAUUUGUUACUGGGGGAGUUUAAGCACUAUAAAACUCGACUUGCUCAUGGAGGAAUUCGUAAAGAGAUUCAAGACCUAUUAUUGGACUAUGGGCUUGAAAUUGUGGCAGAAACUCUUGUUGAAGGACUUUCACGGGUAAAGAGAUGUAGUGAUGAAGGACGAGCUCUAAUGUCAUUGGAUCUGCAGGUUUUGAUCAAUGGGCUACAACAUUUUGUGUCGUUGAAUGUGAAGCCCAGGCUACAAAUGGUUGAAACUUUCAUUAAGGCUUACUACCUUCCCGAGACAGAAUAUGUGCACUGGGCGCGUGCUCACCCGGAAUACAGUAAAAGUCAGAUUGUGGGACUGAUCAAUCUUGUUGCCACCAUGAAAGGUUGGAAGAGGAAAACUAGGUUGGAAAUACUGGAAAAGAUUGAAUGAGUUGCUGUCUUUUGUUGUGUAUGAGGUCAGGCAUAUAGAAACUUCUGCUCCUUUUCCCCUUAGUCUUUCAUUUUUGGCGAGCUCGGUGUAAAGGUAGUGUAUAUUGCAGGGUAUUUGAUCCCUAUUAAUUAUGGAGUAUUUUCCAUAUUUGUGCUUCUGGUGUCCUGUAGAUAGUCCUUUGAAAUUAAGCUGUAAUUGUACAAUAAUUUUACUUCCAUAUAAAAAGUUUUUCACAUAACUUGAGUAACUCUGAUUACCGCAAUUUAUUUCUCUCUCUCACCAUCAUAUUCAUCAAUGUCAAUGGCGCACAAUGUACACAAUUUCCUAUGUGAGUUGAACAGUAUGUGCCACUAACAUAACUCCUGAUUGUAACAUUG
This is a messenger RNA of Gastrolobium bilobum, 3929 nucleotides long. RefSeq lists its product as uncharacterized. Lineage: Eukaryota; Viridiplantae; Streptophyta; Magnoliopsida; Fabales; Fabaceae. Gene Ontology annotation, biological process: retrograde transport, endosome to Golgi; endocytic recycling. The transcript is spliced from 25 exons. The record is from RefSeq and is a predicted model, not a curated record. Bases 217 to 3552 code for a protein of 1111 amino acids. Gene Ontology annotation, molecular function: SNARE binding. Gene Ontology annotation, cellular component: EARP complex.